CAACUCCACAACUCUACUCUCCAACUCCACCCUCGCCUUGCUAACAUCAUCCCCGCGACCAGAUUCUUUGGCAACGGCAGCUUCGUCAGUCAGCUGCGCGGCCUGGUAGACAUGGCGACUUCUCGCUCCUCCUUUGGCAGCGGCUCGCCCCCCAACUCAUCCGACUCAACGCCGACCACCUCCCAAGCGCCUGUCGCGUCGUCCAAGCAGCGGCGCCGACGUCGCAUCCACCGUCCGGCCAAGAACUCGCUCUACGACCUGUUCCAUGACCACGCCGGCACCUCGCUCUUUGUGCGCCCCAUCUGCUGGACUGAUCUGCACGCCGAGCUCCUGGGUACCCGAUGGGAAGAGCUGCCGCCAUGCGAUAGCCCGAAGCCCGUCACGAUGCCUGGCUCGCCGCCUUCAAAGGGUCACUUGCGCCCGUCGCAUACCAUCAUGACCCUCAGCGACUCCCUUACCCAGAUCCUGCUCCCCGACGCGAUGCACCCUAUCCUCUGCUCCAACGCCGUCAAGACGGUCCUCAUGACGCUGUGGCCCCAGCCAUUUAGCAGGCCGUACUACCUGCCAGAGUUGCACCUGUACUUUGGUGGUCGCGUCUACCGAGAUGCCGUGCGCGCACAAAUCAUGUGGAACUUUCCCUCCGACGAGACCAAGUCUUCAUACUCGUCCUUUCGCUCAGUAUCGACACGACCAGCCGAUUCUUUCAACGCGCCCACGCACCCUUGCACCCCAUCACAAACCCCAGCUAACCUGCCGAUGGUGUGCUACAUUGGAAAGAGCCAGCUUGCCAACAUUCGAAGGAACCUCUUCCGCAUCGCACCAGGCCCGGGCAGGAGUUGGAACGAGCCCGUGUAUCGUCUGCAGCAACUCAGGGCAAGGUUGUUAGUGCCAGGCAACUCGGACCAUGACGCGCACUUUGUGGGCAUCUUUCUAGCCAUGGCACAGAGGCACUUCUACCCAUUGCCACCACCUUCAUCGCGCAGAGAGUCACCUAUGACACCUCAAAGGGACAUUCCACCAAGUCCGAACUUCCAGGAUGUCACACUGAGAAUCUUGACACACGACACGGAUACAUCUGACUUUAUUGUGUACACGGCAUAUGUGACAAAGGAGUUUCUGGAGAAGUUUCAUAAUCCAUUCAAGGCACCGCGAAGUGAAGAAGAUGCAGAGCUUUCUGGCAUCAAGAUCGAAUUCGCACGAGUACCCAUCUGGCCUAUCCUAGGCCUGCGCGAACGACUCGGCAAGGCGUUGGGGCACGACGUGGUUGGGGAUUUCGACCACGAGGAGAUUGAGACAUGGGAAAAGGACCCAGAGAAGCAAGAGGGCAGCAAGCGAAAACGCGAAGUCUUGACCGAAGUUCUCAACAACAGCUUUGAUGAGGACUCGGGCGAUGAGCCUUCGUUGGGCGCGAAGAAGCGUUGCUUAACUGAAGGUUCCCCGGUCGGAGUGGUCAUGUAACGCUCACUUCCACUGGCGACGAAACAACUUGUUUGAGCACUUGCUCAUCGGUUUGGGUGUUUUCUCAUGAGACGGUACGACUUUAUUUUUGAAACGAUGGUUCGAAUCAAGACUUGGGCCUCACAGGCAUACAUCUUGGACGGUACGGCGUGAAAGGGGCUUUUGGUAGACGUUACAAAGUCAGCAAUACGGAAUAUGGCAUACGGAUACAACAUAUGGGAUAGGCGCGGGAUAGGCGUGGGAUAGAGCGUGUACAUAGCUGGUUUGCGGAUUCAGUUCUUGGUGGAUAUUUUGCUCGACAACGAACACGAUGGAUGAUGAAUAGAAACGACAUUGUUGAGC
Molecule: messenger RNA, 1800 nt
Organism: Ilyonectria robusta
Lineage: Eukaryota; Fungi; Ascomycota; Sordariomycetes; Hypocreales; Nectriaceae
Exons: 1
Coding region: 112-1458 (448 amino acids)
Source: RefSeq, a predicted model, not a curated record